Molecule: messenger RNA, 1566 nt
Organism: Leishmania mexicana MHOM/GT/2001/U1103
Lineage: Eukaryota; Euglenozoa; Kinetoplastea; Trypanosomatida; Trypanosomatidae
Exons: 1
Coding region: 1-1566 (521 amino acids)
Source: RefSeq, a predicted model, not a curated record
AUGUACGCCUUCAGCCUUGCCUCAAACCGCAAGAGCGCCAUCUCCGACCCCUCAGGGUUGGCGCCACCAGCAGUCGAGCACGUGAUCAGGGCCCCGUCCGAGCUCAAAUCCCAUCAGCGUGUGCCGCAGCCGUCGAAUGAGGCCGACGACGAUGAUGACGUGAUGCAAGUGUCCAACGCACACUUUGGCUGGCACCCCGCGCAUGAGCACGUGCCGACCUCGUCUCUCUACGUUGUUCACCCACCAGCCGAGCAGCUCGUGCAUGUACAUAAUUUGAACUCCUAUAUGGGCCUUCGCGACGCCGCGGACUGGUCUGUCGAGGUGCAGCGGGAGAGGGAGCAGAAAAAGCGGCGAGCGCUCGCCCAGCACGAGGCCGUCAAGCUCGAGGAGCAGCGGCACCGUGACGCGCAGGAAGAGCAGACAAAGAAAGAAAUGCGGCAGCGCCGGUUGGAGCGGCAGCAGCAGCGCGCGGAGCUGCGUGAGGCGGAUGUGAUGGCCAACUUUCAGGACCGCAAUACGCAGUUUCUGCAGAGCCAACUUUGGCUCAUGCAGCUGGGGAGCUACGUCAAGCAGAGGGAUGCGCAGCACAAGGCGCAUGCAUACGAGGCGCUUCACAAGACCGCCUCCAGUCGCAACCAUCUGGACGUUGGUCACACGAGCACGACCAGCUGGACCGGCACCAACGUCAGGGGUCACCACGCCUCCGCGCCGUCCACCGAGAUUGGCCUGCGCGAAGCAGCGGAGGCCACCGAAGAGGCGUACGUCCGCCUCAGCCUUGCGUACCGCAACGAGGCGCAGCGCUCGCGUGCCGCCGCGGCGAUUCUCAAUCCUGGCGAGCGCACCGGCAAGGGACGCUCUCGGCCACCGGCGACACGCUCCGCCGGCGCCUUAGCAUCGUCCACUUCACCGUCACAAGCCGCCACCGCUGUCAGUGCGCCGUCGCACAGCCCGGCAACGUCGCCUGCGCCAACCCCGGUGACGGAGGCCGCCGCGAAAGUCUCGGCGCCCUUCCACACAGCGCCGCCCAUGUUCACCCACACAUCGACUGAGAACAUGGGCCAGCACGCGAACGCCAUCCCGUACACGUACAUCCCCGAGUACUUCGACGCCCCUUCCGCCCCCGCAGCAGCCACCGGGAAAGUGCCUGCCCCGCGCCGCACUCGCGAGCCUCCGGAACAGCAAGAGACGGGCGCUGUGAUGCCCCUCCCCCUGUCCCCAGCGCCUGUCGGUCGCGACGUCACCGGCGCACUGCAGGCGAGGUAUUACCCGUGGGCCCUCUACAGCACCGCUGCGGUGCGCGAAUCGAUGCUCCCACCACUGCCGCCGCCGCGAGAGGCGUCGCUGCCGGUCCGCCGGUGGGGCGCAGCGGAGCUGCGCGAUUCGAUGUUCGGUCACUGCAUUCUGGAAGAUGGCACGAUCCAGGACCAGUGCGAGCGCAAGAAGGUGUGUGCAGCGCACCUGAGCUACACCACAUUGCCACGCGACAACGCCACGGCGACGUCGAACGCCCCCGUAGAGCCGCAGGAGCCGCUGCACUUCGGCAAACGGAUGGAUAUAUGGCUGUGA